AGGAAUCGGGUCAAAAGAGCGAUUCGUCUGCAAAACUGCAUCACUAUCUGAGAGUUUUCCUCCCUUUUCACAGUCAGCCUCUAACAUUACAUCCCAGAUACUGCCUCUGCUCGCGUGUCCACGCUUUCACUGUUCAACAAGGAGGGCAGAAUGGGAGCAAAGCUCAGUCGGAAGAAGAGUGAAGCAGGGAUAGGAGCAGAGACGACAGGUCCAGCUGUGCAAGAGACUGAAACGGCAGAGGGCUCACCUGUGGCUGAAAAUGCAGAGCAAAAAUGUUCUGAAGGUGAGAUUCAAGAAGAGAGCAAGCCUGCAGAAGAGAAGUCUGACUCUUCAACCACUGUUCUGCAAAGCCUUACACAAGCUGUAGGAGAAACGGUCACCGCAGUCACUGAACAGAUAGCCGCACCAGUAGAAGAUGUUGUAAACAAAGGUAUCGAGGCAGUGGAGUCCGCACUGGCCUCCGUCAGCCUGAUCGAGAAAGAGCCUGAACAGAAGUCUGAACCUGUGGUAGAUCUUGCUGAUUCUGAUGUUCUCCAAGAACCCAGCCUCUUGGAUGACCUCCUGAAAUCUCCACUUUCAGAAGCCCUCAUUUCUGGAGUCACUAUGGUGAGUGAAGCCAUAACCAGUGGGGGAGUGGAAGAGAAAAUUAGUAAUUCUGCACCAGCUGAGAACGAGGAUUUGUUGGAUUGUCUAGGGAAGAUGGAGACGCCCUCAGUGGACCUUCUGGACUGUAAACUGACCAAUGAAUCCACAAAACCUAACUCAGAUCCAUCAUUUACUUUGGAAGAUAUGGGACAGAACGCAGCUGAAUAAACCACUACACUUGCCUCUAGAAAACAGUAGCAGCUGGUAGAUCAUUAGGUGUAAGUAUGUCAGUACAAUAUUCAAGAAAUUAAUGAACAAUUACAUUUCGUUGUUUUUUUUUCCUGAGGAUGUUGUCAUGAAACAGGGUUGUGUCAUUCAGAAUUGAAUUAAGGUAGCAAACUGGAUGAAGAAUUUCAAUUCAAAUGUGUAUGUUAGAAAUAAUUAAAAUGAUUUUAAAAUUAAAGGAACUUCAUUUUAUCAAGAAUAUUGUCCUGAUAAAAAGGAAAGCUUGAACCAAAGUUUUAAAAGCCUUGAUGUUUGAAGGUUUAUAUUAAUCAAAAGAUCCAGUUCUUUAUUUCUGAAUUUUAGUUGAAAGUUACAUGUAAAACCAGUCACCUCAGAUAUAUAAUAAACAUUCCUAAAAGUCUGCCUACUGAGUCGUUGACAAGCAGCAAACCAGCCAUCUGAUAUUUGUUCUUCCUGAUGGUCUGUAUUCUUCCAAGCUCUUGUAUAUGAACCGUUCCGCCAGUCUCCCAUAGAAGAGAAAAAAAGAAUGUAUGUUAAAAGAAUGAUUGUAAUAAGGAAAAUAAAGACUGUAAAACAUCACAA
Carassius gibelio (silver crucian carp) is the source of this 1413-nucleotide messenger RNA. RefSeq lists its product as uncharacterized. The coding region runs from base 151 to 813 and encodes 220 amino acids. The transcript is spliced from 2 exons. The record is from RefSeq and is a predicted model, not a curated record. Lineage: Eukaryota; Metazoa; Chordata; Actinopteri; Cypriniformes; Cyprinidae.